Condylura cristata (star-nosed mole) is the source of this 527-nucleotide messenger RNA. RefSeq names its product LSM8 homolog, U6 small nuclear RNA associated (S. cerevisiae) (gene LSM8). The coding region runs from base 79 to 369 and encodes 96 amino acids. The transcript is spliced from 4 exons. Lineage: Eukaryota; Metazoa; Chordata; Mammalia; Eulipotyphla; Talpidae. The record is from RefSeq and is a predicted model, not a curated record. Gene Ontology annotation, biological process: mRNA splicing, via spliceosome. Gene Ontology annotation, cellular component: precatalytic spliceosome; U4/U6 x U5 tri-snRNP complex; U6 snRNP. Gene Ontology annotation, molecular function: RNA binding.
GCCGGUUCCUGGCGGGUCUUUCUAGAUUCACUUGCUGUCGGUUUCGGUGCGUGCUCUGGAGUUGCCGGGCCGGCUAUCAUGACUUCUGCCCUGGAGAAUUAUAUCAACCGAACUGUUGCUGUUAUUACUUCUGAUGGGAGAAUGAUUGUGGGAACACUGAAAGGUUUUGACCAAACCAUUAAUUUGAUUUUGGAUGAAAGCCAUGAACGAGUAUUCAGCUCUUCACAGGGAGUAGAACAAGUGGUUCUAGGGUUAUACAUUGUAAGAGGUGACAAUGUUGCAGUCAUUGGAGAAAUUGAUGAAGAGACAGAUUCUGCACUUGAUUUGGGGAAUAUUCGUGCAGAACCUCUGAACUCUGUAGCACAUUGAGGAAAGACUACACACAAUGGACAGCUGUAAAUUUUUGUACAGAAGCUUACUGUGAGGAUGAUGUCCAGAAUUUUAAUGAAUGUGUAAUUGUGGAUUUUGACUGUAUUGAUUCAUUGUAAUAUGAUGUAAAUUAAAGUAUUUCUACAUUUUAUUGAAAA